AUGAGUGAAAAAAAACAAAAAAGAAAAUAGAAUGAUAAAGAGGAUGGAGAAUGGAAGUGCUUAGAGUGUUGCAAAUCCUAUCUUUCCUAUCCAGCAUUCUAUACUCAUUGUAAAACUAAGCAUGAUUCUAAAUGGCCAAAAUAAUACAGUACACCAAGACCAUUGGAAGAAAUUAAGCGUGAUAAAACCAAACCUAGAGUAAAUUUUAAUUGAAAAAUAAUAGACUAAUAUGGAUGAGUAAAAAUAACAUGAAAAGGAAGAUUAAAUCUUUGAAUUUUUGGGUAAAUUAGGAUAAAGUAAUGAAGAGGAAGAUUCUUCAAAUAAUUGUAUUAGACAUUAUUUAAAAUAACCUAUUGACCCAAUUAAAUCAUUAAAUGAUGAUCUAUUUUAAGGAACAAAUUAUUUAAAUAUUCAUUAACAAGUGUUGAAGGAAUUAGAAGAAUUAAAUAAAAAAGUAAUAGAUUAGGAAGCAAUAUGGGAUUUCAAAGAUCCUCUUACAUUAACAAAUGAAUUAGAAGAAUUCACAUUUUCUAAUCUUAAGGGUAUAUUUCAUUAACUUGAUGGUUAAUUAAAUGUCAUUAAUGUAAUAGCUAUUUUUAUGGGUUGGUUAAGUAGACAUUUAAAAAAGAAUGCUUAUUAGGAUAUAUCAAUAAUUAGUAUUAUUACAGCAUAUUUCUUUUAAAAUUACCAAUCUUUGAAAUCUCAAGAGGUUAAUACAGAAGGAAAGUUAGAUUUGAUGUCAUUAGAUUAAAAUGAAGUUUAACAUGAUGAUUAACGUAAAAAACAAUAAGAAUAUUGUAAAAUUGAUAAAUAAAAUGAUACUGAUCUAAAGAAGGAAGUCUUAUCUUAAAUGAAUAGUUAUUUGGUAUUAAACUCAUUAUUAUAAUGAUAGAAAAAAGAAUACCAUAAAUUUUAGAAUUAAGUAUCUUAUAUAAGAACACCUGACAUUGCCUAAGCAUUCUUUUGUUUAUUAAUAGAUUGGAUUGAAGCAUAUACUGAUCUUGAAGAUUAUAUAGAAAAAGGAAAAGAAGUUCAAUAGGAAAAAUAAUAAUUAUAAAAGAAAGAUGAAAAAGGAGAAUGA
Paramecium primaurelia is the source of this 1081-nucleotide messenger RNA. The record is from the annotation of a GenBank genome assembly. Lineage: Eukaryota; Ciliophora; Oligohymenophorea; Peniculida; Parameciidae.